AUGGGGAGUUCGGAAACUGGAGGAGUGGAUUGCAGCGUGGGGAGUAUAGUGUGGGUCCGGAGGCGAAAUGGGUCUUGGUGGCCAGGAAAGAUAAUAGGGACUGAAGAGCUCUCGGCAUCCCAUAUAACGUCUCCACGGUCCGGAACUCCGGUUAAGCUUCUUGGAAGGGAAGAUGCAAGUGUUGACUGGUACAAUCUGGAGAAGUCUAAACGUGUGAAGGCGUUUCGGUGUGGCGAGUUUGAUGAGUGUAUAGAAAGGGCUGAAGCUUCUCAGGGCAUGCCUCCAAAGAAAAGAGAGAAAUAUGCACGUCGGGAAGAUGCAAUCCUCCAUGCUCUUGAACUCGAGAGGCAAUUAUUUGAGAAAAGUGGGAAAGUGGGUUAUGCUUCUAAUGAUAAGAACAAGAAGUCUGAAGAUGUCACUUAUUCUGGUCACUAUGAAAAUGGAAGUGGAAAUCAGAUAGAUCCCAGAUCUCUUCAAGUUUCUGAGAGGCUUGGUAUGACAGUUGCAGAGAACCAUGUGGCAAAUCAUAUGCAUGGAGAUAAAGUCAGAGAGGGAAACCAACUGAGAGGAGAUGAUUAUAAUGCUGGUAUACUACCCCGUAUGAGAGGAUUGCAGGACAUUGGUCUUCGGAGUGCUCCGCAAGUGCAUAAGCUUUCUCCUGCUGUAGAUUCAAAUGUUUAUCCUAAAGCUCCUGUUGUUUGCAGCACUCCUGCACUCCCUAAUGAUGCUUUUUCAGCAGACUGUAAAAUUGACCCCAAUAUAGAAAAUGUGUCAGACAAUAGGAAAAGGUUGGAUGAAAGCUUGGCUGAUUUAUCCAUUGUCAAGAGGCACAGACAGCGCCCUCUUAUUCAGGUACUGGAGAAUAGUGCAAAAUUACCAGUUCCAGAAUCUCAGAUGGAAACAUCAGUUUCCAAGUUUGAAGAAAGUUUUAACCGACAUUCUGCUGAUUAUGGUGAAGAGCACACUUCUGAGUCCACAGAGGAUACUGAAACCGAUUCUUCUGAGACCGAUACUCUGGAAUCAGAUUCUGAUGACGAGAUGACUGCUCUUUCUGAUGGUUCUGCGUCUAUAGAAUUACAACCCAAAUAUCCAAGAAGAACUGAAGAACAAGGACAUGGAAGCAUGAGCAGUGACGACCUCGAUGAACUGGAAUUUGGAGAUGACACCCCCGGUUCUUUUCACAACAACCCACCCUCAGCUAGCAUGGGGGUGUCCAGGUGGCAGCUGAAAGGGAAAAGGAAUAACCGUGGUCUUAUGAAGAGGACUGAUGCAGAAGUUUCUGGAGGAUAUAUACAUGGAAGAAAGUCAAAUUGGAGCAGUAGUGGUAAAAAAUCUGAUUUGAUUGAGAGAAGUUUUAGGACUAGCAUGCCUGGAUAUGGAUCUACAGGUCUACCAGAUGGCUUGGCUUGGAAUGAUCGCUCAUCCAUGAGAGGAUAUUGGGAUGAUUCAAUCGAUCCUUUAGCUGCUCAGCAUCAUUUUGGUGGAAGGACCAUGUUGUUGGACGUGGAUUUGAAGGUUCAGGCAAACAACUACAGAAGAGAUGUCCCUCUUAUUUCAUUGCAGAGUAAGCUAAAUGGACAUGCUAUAAUAGGGCACCCAAUCCAAAUUGAAGCUCUUGAAAGUGGUUCCUCAGAAAACCUUCUUCUUGCAACUGAUCGUUUUUAUCCUGAAACAUCGGAGAAUCAUACAGCGCUUACACCUGUAUGGAGGACUGCUCGUAGAACAGCGAAUUUUCGGGUUCCACGCCCACAUGUGUCCUCAGCGAUGAGUAGUGAAAGUAAACCAGUUCUUCAAGAAGUUGUUGACCAAUACAAAAGAAUCCCAUUUGGACACCACCAACAUUUGGACAGGAGAUCUCCAAGAAAUUCACCGACAAAAAUUAGUCCGUCUUCCAACCAGAAGACGAGAACUCUUUCUUCGAUUGCUUCAGAAUCAAAACGUAGUAUUGAUCAACAAGGGGGAAGCAACAAUUAUGAAGCAGAAGGGCUGAUGAAAACCCCUGCAACUGUAGCUUGUAUACCUGUUAAGCUGGUAUUCAGUAGGUUACAUGAGGAGUUGGCUGGGCGCCAUCAGUAA
Fraxinus pennsylvanica is the source of this 2076-nucleotide messenger RNA. NCBI's taxonomy places the organism in Eukaryota, Viridiplantae, Streptophyta, Magnoliopsida, Lamiales, Oleaceae. The record is from the annotation of a GenBank genome assembly.